Strongylocentrotus purpuratus (purple sea urchin) is the source of this 1224-nucleotide messenger RNA. RefSeq lists its product as uncharacterized. The transcript is spliced from 2 exons. The coding region runs from base 1 to 1224 and encodes 407 amino acids. Lineage: Eukaryota; Metazoa; Echinodermata; Echinoidea; Camarodonta; Strongylocentrotidae. The record is from RefSeq and is a predicted model, not a curated record.
AUGCGUCGCCAUGCCUUCCUCUACAGCAAGGGGAUGAAGGAGUACAAGGACAGCGGGAAAAAGAAUCGUUUGUGGCAGGAGAAGGCGGAGGAUCUGGGUGUGGAGUCGGGGGCUUUACUGAAGGUCUGGUACGAGAGCGUACGUACCAAGGUUGGGAAGAUAUCCGACAAGAAGAGCGGCUCGGCCCACAAAGAUUUGACAGAGAGGGACACCUUCUUGAUGUCGAACUUCGGCUUCCUGGCGACUCACAUUUCGCGCAUGAAGGGAACCACGGCAUUCAGUUUGAAGAGUCAGCUCGCCUCCGCUUCCUCGGUGUCUGGCAGACGAUCCAGCUCCUCCGAGUCUGAGAUGGACGUCGAGCUGGAUGACCUCGAACCCGCUGAGCCGAUUCAGACGCCUCCCAUCGACUCUUCGCAGCCUUCUUCGCAGCAUUCCCAGACCAAGGGGAAGACGAACGUCCUUGGGGGCAGGAAACUCUCUGCCAAGUCCUCAGCCAAGUCCUCCACCCGCAUCCAGCGUCCAGUGGAACCCGACGCAGAGGCCAUCGAACUUGUCAGCACCAUGCAGAGCCAACAUGAGCGAGCCAACGCGAUUCAGAGCCAGAUCUCAGGUCUUCUGGAGCGCGAACAGACGUCUGCCACAGCUGCCUGGGGUUCGUGGAUCGGUGCCAUGGCAGCUGAUAUUGACCCACGCCUACUCCCGAGAUUCUACCGCCAUAGUCUGGACCUGGUCCUGGGGUUCGUCGAUGAGUCCAAGCAGCUUCCACCCCUUUCGGUUCCUAUCGCGCAGCAGGAGCAGCAGCGGCCUCUUCCGUUCGUGGUGCCGAUGCCUAUCCCGCCGCCGCCCUUAAGCAUGCAGCAGGACCAGCAGGGGACGUACAGCGCCACGAUACCUCCCUUGUCGUACCAUGGGGGACGUCAGGGACAUCAGGGACAGCAGAACCAGCAGCAGAACCAGGGUCAACAGACGUGGUUCCACCCCAUAACAGAGAGACCAAGCGCGAGCAGCUCCUGGGACACCAUGGGACCUACAGCUGGGCAGAACAUAUCACAUGCAACUCAACCCCAACGACCAGCGAGCACGCCAAUGAACAUCAGUAGCAGCUUGCUGCCAAAUGUAAGUGACAUAACAUUUGGUUCACCUUUUCCUACUACAACUCCUGUUCCUGUUGUUCGUCAACAUAAUGAAUCCGACCUGCAGAGCACGGAACUGUCAACACUGUGA